AUGUCAUUGAAUACAGAGCAUUCAGAAGGAGGCCUUCGUCUUCUCUUCGGACCACAAUGCUGUGAAAUCGAAGGCACGAUCGCCCACAUCCGGGAUGCUGUAUACAAAGAUCCAGCCGGCCUGGGGUUCUUGUCUGAUAUUCUUGACGAGCUUCCCUCCUUAUGGUCCGUCAUAACUGCUGCCUGGCCAGCCCUACAGAAGGUGUCGGGGGAGAGGCACCUGGCUGCACUGGGGCGGCGUUUUGAGAAUGGAUCUCCAGAUAGCGAGGCAGAAGCCUCAAGUCUCAUCAUGACUCCAGUCACGGUGAUGAGACAUCUAGUUGACUUUUGGAAUCUCCAAAGUGUUGCGACACAUCCGGCGUUUCCAUCCUCAUCAUUAUCACAGACCGCAGCCCCAAGGAUAAUCGACACACAGGGGUUCUGUGUGGGCAUUCUGGCGGCAAUUGCCGUGGCCUGCUCCCGGGAUACACGGGAGUUCCAGUCUUUGGCUUCGAACGCCAUACGGCUCGCUGUCUGUAUUGGGGCGUUGGUAGACUUCGAUGAGAUCGUGUCAGGCAACGCUAAGUCGAUGGCAGUGCGGUGGGAGUCCCCAGAGGACCAUGACUAUCUUGAACAGACUUUGACAAGGAAUCCCAAUACAUCCAAGGUAUAUAUCUCCUGCUAUACAGACGUCAACAGCGUCACUAUCACUCUCCCCGGUGACACUCCACAACGGGUGAAGCAGGAGUUCAGCGGCCGUGGUCUGCACACAAAGCAAAUCCCCCUCCGGGGCCGCUUCCACCACCAGCAAACACACCGCGAAGGCAUCCAGCACAUAAUGAAGCUAUGUGUGAAGGAUCCUCGCUUUCAACUCCCUCACAGCAACGCGUUGAUACUACCCCUUCGAUCAAGUCAGAAUGGGGAGGUGCUCAUAAACGCAGCCAUAUUGCACACCGUCGCCUUGGAGUCGAUCCUCUCCGCUAAGGCAAACUGGUGGGGAAUAGUCUCCGCAUUACUGAACAGCGCCGAUAUGCAAGUUGACGAGUCCCGUCUUCUAUCCAUCGGCCAAGAAGAGUUCGUCCCACGAUCAGCCAGAGGCCAUCUAGUAGCCAGGAGCAACCUUGAUGUCUACGGGGCACGAGUGCUUGCUAACGGAAAUACAUCGGCUCGCUCUUUAGGGUCGCUGCAGAACGGCACGCACACCCUCAAUGGUAGUCCACAGACAGCUGACAUGCCGCCUAUUGCCAUUACCGGCAUGGCUUGUAGAUAUCCUAACGCAGACACCACGAGCGAGCUAUGGGAUUUGCUGGAGCUGGGGGAAUGUACAGUGAAGAAGGCCCCUGAGAGUCGGUUCCGGAUGCCAGACUUGCAGCGGGAGCCGAAGGGCCCAUUCUGGGGUCACUUCCUCGACCGGCCAGAUGCGUUCGACCAUCGUUUUUUCAAUAUCUCAGCGCGAGAGGCCGAGUCCAUGGAUCCACAACAACGCGUGCUGCUGCAAGUAGCAUAUGAAGCCAUGGAGUCUGCCGGAUACUGCGGAUGGCAGCAGGCUGAGCUAUCGGACGAUAUCGGCUGCUAUGUGGGCGUGGGAUCUGAGGACUAUACUGAGAAUGUGGCGUCGCGACAUGCGAAUGCCUUCUCGGUUACAGGAACCCUGCAGUCAUUUAUAGCCGGCCGUAUCAGCCAUCAUUUCGGCUGGUCGGGCCCAUCGAUUACGCUGGAUACAGCGUGUUCAUCCGCAGCAGUGGCUAUCCAUCUGGCAUGCAAGGCCCUGCAAACAAAGGAGUGCUCGAUCGCCGUGGCUGGCGGUGUGAAUAUUCUGACAAACCCCAGAGUGUACCAGAACCUGGCUGCUGCUUCUUUCCUGUCACCGACUGGAGCAUGUAAGCCGUUUGACGUCUCUGCGGAUGGAUAUUGCCGCGGAGAGGGCGCUGGCCUCGUUGUUCUCCGGCCGUUGCAGGAUGCGAUUGACAACGGCGACCCGAUCCUCGGCGUGAUCGCUGGCUCAGCUGUCAACCAGGGCUCGAACAGGUCACCCAUCACCGUCCCCGAUGCGGAGUCUCAACGAUCGCUCUAUAACAAAGCUUUGUCACUCGCUGGGGUUGCCCCGGAUGAGGUCACGUAUGUGGAGGCCCACGGUACUGGCACACAAGUUGGAGAUCCGAUCGAACUGGAAAGCCUUCGCAAGGCAUUCGGAAACCCGCACCGAAGACAGAGUCUCCAUGUGGGGUCCAUCAAAGGUAACAUCGGACACACUGAGACCUCCUCGGGGGUCGCCGGACUGUUGAAGACGAUCCUCAUGCUCCAUAAGCAACGGAUACCGAAACAGGCAAAUUUCAGGCACUUGAAUCCCAAGGUCAUGCCUCCGCUCGAGAACGACCGAUUGGUGAUUCCCGUAGAGUCAACCAAAUGGGCAUCAGCGAGACGGGUUGCCAUGGUCAGCAAUUACGGGGCGUCGGGGAGCAACGCUGCGCUUAUAGUGAGAGACCACACUCCUAGCCUUUCGGGGCAGGGGAAGGCAAUGAUGGAAUACAUUCGAGAUGUGCCUAUCUUGAUCUCUGCACGGUCUGAAGAAUCUAUUCGGGCCUACUGCGAUGCCCUUCGCACCACCCUCUUGAGCCACCCGCAGUCCGAUAUCGUCGUCCGGGAAUUGGCGUACAACCUCGCAAUGAAGCAGAAUCGAACACUGCCGUUUACUCUUACUUUUUCAACCUCUUCUGAUCCGGCAUCGCUGAGCACCCGCUUGGAGGCUAUUGCCGCAGACAAGUCUGCCGAUAUCGUCCAGAAGCGGCCAUCCAGCGAGCCUCCAAUUGUUCUGUGUUUCGGCGGACAGAAUGGAGUUACGUCGAGCAUUUCACAAGAAGUUUAUGACAGCUCGGCCCUCUUACAGACGCACCUCAUGACAUGCGAGCAAGCAGGCCAGAAGCUGGGCCUUCCCAGUCUUUUCCCAAAUAUCUUCACAUCAGAACCCAUCGCGAAUACCGUUCACCUGCACUUCAUGCUCUUCUCUAUACAGUACGCAUCCGCCAGGGCCUGGAUCGACUCAGGACUGCGCGUAGACCGCAUCGUGGGCCAUAGCUUUGGUCAGCUCACUGCGCUAUCCGUGGCUGGCAGUUUGAGUGUUCAUGACGGCAUCCGCCUGGUUACUGAGCGUGCGCGCCUGAUCCAAACCAACUGGGGCCCAGAGUCUGGGGUGAUGCUCGCUGUGGAGGGUACGGAGAGCGAGGUCCAGCGGGUGCUGGAGCAGGCAGCCAACCGUGCUGACAUUGCCUGCUAUAAUGGACCACGGCAACAAGUGCUUGCCGGCACGGGGGAAUCCAUCCGGGCGGUUGAAGACGCUCUCGCUGCAAACCCAUCGACGAGAAACGUCAGGGUCAGACGUUUGGAAAACUCGCAUGCCUUCCACUCUAGACUUGUUGACAGCAUUGUGCCCGGACUCACAGAGCUCGCAGAGUCCUUUGUCUACCAAGCACCAGCUAUUCCCAUCGAAGCCUGUUCGGCGACUGGCGACUGGUCGAUUGUCACCCCGGCAAAGAUCGUCGAGCACAGCCGCAUGCCUGUGCACUUCCAACGCGCUGUCGAAAGAAUAGCUCAAAAACUACAAGUUCCCGCCGUCUGGCUCGAAGCCGGCUCAGCCUCGCCUAUCAUCCCCAUGGUGCGUCGAGUGCUGGAGAAAUCGUCCACAACUCACACAUACCACAAGGUUGACCUCGAUGGGUCGGACGGAAGCCGGAAUUUGGCAACUGUCACCAGCGCCCUCUGGGGACAGGGCGUCCAUGUCCAGUUCUGGCCCUUCCAUCAAGCGCAGCGUGGGACCUUCGACUGGAUGAACCUUCCGCCGUAUCAGUUCGCGAAGAACAGCCACUGGAUUGACUUUGACCCUACUGCUUUCUUCUUUUCCAGCUCCUCGGCGGAACUGCAAUGUGGGAGUCAGGAGCAAGCCGGCCUGUUGCGCAAGUUGAGCGACGGCCCAGAGGAGUAUCUGUUUGCCGUUAACACCCAAGAUGCAUUGUAUAGGUCAUGCACGAAGGGGCACGCGGUAUUGGACCAGACGUUGUGUCCCGCAUCCAUGUAUAUGGAGAUGGUCCUGCGGGCAGCAACUUCCGUCUUCACCUUGGGUGAAUCCUCAACACUGGCUAUGUCUCAUAUCGAGGACCUUGUCAUAUCAUCCCCCCUAGUAUUAGAUCCGCAAGGAAGCGUGUUCGUACGACUGAUCCCGGAGGGAGUGGGCCCUUCCCAGCCGUGGUCGUUCUCGGUCUUCAGCAGUAGCGAGACGGGUAGUGAGUCAUCGAUUCACGCCACAGGCAGUGUCUGCUUGUGCAAUGAAAGGUCCAGGACUCUGUCCCGCUUUCAGUCUAUGGAUCGGUUGAUGGACCCGGCACGGGCAAGAGGAAUUGAGGACCAUCUGGCAUCAAACGGACUGAAAGGAUCGACGGUCUACUCUGCCCUCGAACAGGUCACCAACUAUGCAGACUACUUCCGCGGAGUGAGGCAGGUGUUUGCAAAUGGCCGUGAGGCUGCGGGGCUGGUCAGUAUGGCGCCGUCAGCCACUGAGACUACCUGCAACCCCAUCCUCCUGGACAACUUUCUGCAAGUUGCAGGAAUUCACGUCAACUGCCUCUCUGGCCGCGAAGCAGAGGAAGUCUUCGUGUGCAACGCUAUCGGGGAAACGUUCGUUGGCGAGUCAUUGGUCAAGAAGGAAGACGGAGCUAUUCCGUUGUCAUGGAAGGUAUACACCAACUACGUCCGGCCGUCCAAGAACGAGAUCGUGUGCGACAUCUACGUGAUGAACUCUCAAGGAGACGGUCUUACCGCCGCAAUGAUGGGCGUUCGGUUCAUGAGUGUCUCCAUCCGCUCUCUCACUCGCGCACUGGCCAAGCUGAACAACAAUUUCCCUAACGGCGCGGAUCACAUCUCCGUCCCACAACUCCCGCCCAAGACCCAGCCAGCAAUUGUGACAGCCGACCAUGACGAAGCCAGUGACAAUGUAAAUGUGGAUGGCGACCUUGCUGCUGUCCAAAGAAUGCUUUGCGAGCUGUUUGGAGUUGGUGUCGAAGAGGUAUCUCCAUCAGUCUCGCUGAUCGAUAUUGGAGUGGACUCGCUCAUGAGCACAGAAGUGCUCUCCGAAAUCAAGAAGAGAUUUCAUGUGGAUAUUUCCUAUUCCACCUUGGUGGAUAUUCCCAACAUCCAAGGUUUGACAGAGCAUAUCUUCCCGGGACAUUCUCACCUAGCUCCUUCGCGGGUUGUGGUCGAACCAGUACGGCAGCAGACUGUGAUACCGCAAACUGUAACUCCUCUGCCCGUGCCAGCUGAUGCCGGACCGUCGCUAGUCUCAGUGGCACACCAAUGCUUCUAUGAGACACACGCCGCGGUAUCCCACACACACAAUGCCCACUGGGCCGGCUUCUUCAAUGCCAUUUAUCCGCAGCAAAUGACACUCAUCACGGCGUACAUCCUGGAAGCAUUCCGCGCCUUGGGCUCCCCGCUAGAGUCCAGUCAGCCAGAUGAGGUCCUCCCUAUUAUUUCCGUCCUACCACGCCACGAGCAGUUAAAGAAGCACCUGUAUACAAUUUUGGAAUCAGUCAACCUCGUGCGCCAAACUCCAACUGGUCAACUCGUGCGCACAGCAACACCCAUCUCGCCGCUCCAAUCGCACGCCUUGCAUGCCCAGAUCCGGGAUGCACACCCUCCAUAUUCACUGGAGCACGAUCUUCUCCAGAUCACAGGCUCGCGAUUGGCUGAGUGCCUAACCGGGCAAGCGGACGGGGUAUCGCUGAUUUUCCAGGAUUCCCAGACUCGGCGCCUGGUGGGAGAUGUCUAUACGGACUCCCCGGUGUUCAAGUCGGGUAACCUCUACCUCGCACAGUAUCUCACGGAUGUCAUCCGAGCUCUCGGCAACAGUCGGCAGGUUAAAAUCCUCGAGAUCGGCGCUGGCACAGGAGGCACCACCAAGAAUCUCCUCGAGCAGCUCUCGGCCCUCCCUGGAAUGGCGACACGCGUGGAGUAUACCUUCACGGAUAUCUCGCCAUCGCUUGUUGCAGCUGCGCGGAAGAAGUUUUCUAACUAUGAUUUCGUACGGUACGAAACUCUUAACGUGGAGAGCAGCCCUCCCCCGCUCUUGCACGGCCAGUACGACAUUGUGUUGUCGACCAACUGCGUCCAUGCUACUCGAAACCUCCUCGAGUCCUGCUCAAAUAUCCGCAAGCUCCUCCGGCCUGAUGGGAUCUUAUGUCUCGUCGAGCUGACCCGUGACAUAUUCUGGUUGGAUCUUGUGUUCGGACUCCUCGAGGGCUGGUGGCGGUUUGAGGACGGUCGGAAGCACGCGCUGGCCACCGAAAAUCUUUGGGAUCAAACGCUUCGUCAAUCUGGCUUCGAGUGGGUGGGCUGGACGAAUAAUGAGACUGUAGAGUCGAAUGCCCUACGUGUUAUUGUCGCAUCGCCGACGAACGUCUCUUCUGCUUUAGAGAUUUGCUCCAAGCCUGCAAAGAUGGAAACUGUUGUUUGGGGUGAAAGGGAUGGUCUACAGCUGCUGGCUGAUAUAUAUUAUCCCGACCUGGUUGACACUACGCGGAAACGACGACCAAUUGCUCUGAUGAUUCAUGGAGGUGGCCACGUCAUGCUAUCUCGUAAAGAUAUCCGUCCGGCCCAGACACAAACCCUUCUCGACGCCGGAUUCCUGCCCGUCAGUGUCGACUACCGCCUAUGCCCUGAGGUUAGCCUUGCAGAAGGCCCUAUGGCCGACGUGCGCGACGCGCUAGGUUGGGUGCGCCGCAUCCUCCCAAAUCUCCCCUUGCUGCGUCCAGAUAUCCGACCGGACGGGAACCAGGUUGUGGCUAUCGGGUGGUCCACUGGUGGUCAUCUCGCAAUGACGCUGGCGUUCACGGCUCCCGCUGUGGAAAUCACCGCUCCAGAGGCCAUAUUGGCUUUCUACUGUCCAACUGAUUAUGAAGAUCCCUUUUGGUCGAGGCCAAACUUCCCCUUUGGACAGACAGUCGCAUCAAAUGAUAUGGAGUACGAUGUCUGGGAAGGCGUGCAGAGCGCCCCGAUCAAGGGCUAUAAUCCAGCGUUCAAGGAACGGCCACUCGGGGGCUGGAUGUCAACCAGCGACCCGCGCAGUCGGAUUGCAUUGCACAUGAAUUGGACGGGACAAACCCUCCCUGUUCUGUUGGGACGCAUGCGCAAGGAGGGUCGCAGUCCCAAUGACCUACCUCGUCCCACGGACGAGGAGAUUCAGGCAGUUAGUCCAAACUAUCAGAUCCGCACCGGGCGGUACCGCACACCUACAUUUAUGGUUCAUGGAACGAGCGAUGACCUUGUCCCGUGCGCGCAGACCGAGUCAACAUAUAGCGCGUUGGUCAAAAACGGCAUUGAGGCGGAUAUCAGGGUGGUGCAGGGAGCGGUGCAUUUAUUUGAUCUUUAUCCGAGCUCUCAUGCUGGCCAGGAUGCGAAGGAAGCGGUGGUUGAUGGGUAUGAAUUUUUGAAAAGACACGUUCACUCUAAGGGUAAUAGCUACGAGGAUUAGAUUUAGAUUCAAAUUUUGCUUCCGCAUUAGAAAUUACAAUUUGAGGAUUAUAUUGAGGUCUUUCUAUA
Molecule: messenger RNA, 7565 nt
Organism: Penicillium samsonianum
Lineage: Eukaryota; Fungi; Ascomycota; Eurotiomycetes; Eurotiales; Aspergillaceae
Product: CAZyme family CE10
Exons: 5
Coding region: 1-7497 (2498 amino acids)
Biological process (GO): fatty acid biosynthetic process; proteolysis; secondary metabolite biosynthetic process
Molecular function (GO): serine-type peptidase activity; fatty acid synthase activity; phosphopantetheine binding
Source: RefSeq, a predicted model, not a curated record